This is a messenger RNA of Ceraceosorus guamensis, 750 nucleotides long. RefSeq lists its product as hypothetical. The coding region runs from base 85 to 564 and encodes 159 amino acids. Lineage: Eukaryota; Fungi; Basidiomycota; Exobasidiomycetes; Ceraceosorales; Ceraceosoraceae. The record is from RefSeq and is a predicted model, not a curated record. The transcript is spliced from 2 exons.
CGCUCGGUGCACGCAUCGCCUGAACUCCUCAAAGAGCCUGUCUCAUUUGGCACCUGCGUAUUUUGCCGGUCCAGCUCGGCCGGCAUGACAGAUUCGCUGUACUGGUACCGUCUGAGUGACCGGAGAUGCACGACGGUGAGUUACAGGCGUCGUGAGUCCCUAUGUCAAGUUGGCAGGUUUGGGUUUGAGAGAAAGGGAAUGCCGAGGCCGAAAAGUGGACUCGGGCGUCUGCUAAAAGAGUGGGAAGAGCCUGUUGCGCGCCGAUCGAGCCACCGUGCGAUUGACGACUGUGGCUGGUUGCCGCUCAAGCAGCGCAACGAGUUUUGCCUUGCAAGGUGGCCAAGCGAAAGGAAAGGUACGCGUCACUGUCACCACAGACAGAGUCGUGAGCGGUACAUUCAGAUUAAGGCGACUUUGAGUGUUCGGGGCCCGCAACAUCAUGGAUGGCGUCGAAUCUCGAGGUCCGACGACCUGAAUCAAGCCGACUUGGGAUGCCGGGCGCAGGAAUGGCGAGCGAUGGAUUGCUGGACGUUGAAUGCACGGCACUCGAUCGUGCAUUGGUAAACCGCAACGCGCGCUCAAGACUGCCAGAGCUAGCUAGCUAUUGCAUGAUCGUGAGUAUGAAUGGUACGCAACGCGAUUGCGACGAUCGUGUCCACAAGCCUACUCGCACAUUGCAAGAGCACGUCCAAGCUGUGCAUAGACGAAGCGCAGAGACUACGAUGGACAGCGCCAUUGGGAAAAGGUAUA